Gavialis gangeticus (Gharial) is the source of this 3219-nucleotide messenger RNA. RefSeq names its product thioredoxin domain containing 16 (gene TXNDC16). The record is from RefSeq and is a predicted model, not a curated record. The transcript is spliced from 22 exons. The coding region runs from base 338 to 2845 and encodes 835 amino acids. NCBI's taxonomy places the organism in Eukaryota, Metazoa, Chordata, Crocodylia, Gavialidae.
CCCGGUGGCAGUGGCGUCCACUAAAGGCCUGUCCCGUCGUCGCCAUCCCUGAUGCACGGACCACGAAGGGCUCCUCUGUGCCCACAGAUACGAGACCCCCCAGAGGCGGUAAGGUGGGGCUGGAGGAGAGACUUGCCCCGUCAUUGCUGACGCUUACUCCUGUCUAGAUCUGCCCAUGCCUCUCUCUGAGCACAGUUGGCUUCCCCUGCACCGUGCAGGGUACGGCAUGGCACUUCUUCCAAGACCCAAGAUGUUGUUGUCUAGCAAAUGUUCCUUCUAACAACACACCAUGAACCACCCAGCUAUUCCCUCCACAGCGCUGUUGACAGACUGAAUCAUGUCGUCCAAAAGGAACAGAUGGGCUCCGGGCUUCUCCUUCCUGCUGUUAUGUUCCUGUUGCAUGUCUUCAGCAAGGAAUGCAAAUGCGCUUCUGGAGCUGAGCCCCCAAGAGUAUUUCAGUAGCUUGCAACCCGGCAAAGCAUCUCUGGUUUAUUUUAGUCACAAUGUUUCUCCAGGUGUCCGUCCAUUCCUGGAACAGAUGGAGAGCUCUGUGCAACCUCUCCAGGACUACGGGAUUUCUGUUGUGAAGGUGAAUUGUCCCAAAGAAGAAGUAUCAAGAUAUUGUGGGAAGCAAAAUGCCUUACUGAAAGCGUAUCUGUUCAGAGGGAACAUAUUGCUCAGAGAAUUCCCUACGGAUGCCUUGUUCAACGUGAACGCUAUAGUAGCCAACGUCCUGUUUGCACUUCUCUUUAAUGAAGUUAAAUAUAUUGCGUCACCUGUGGAUCAUCAGAAUCUAGAAAAUUCCCUGAAGGGAAGACUGAAUGUCGUCUUUGCCUAUGUACCAGCGAUUGGAACAGCAGAGCACAGAGCAGUCAUGGAAGCGGCUUUUGUGUACGGUACUGCUCACCAGUUUAUUCUAACCACUGAAGUGUUGCUGCUGAAGAGUGUCAGCACUGAGGAUGCUGAUGGAUUAUCUGCUCAACUCUUCUUCUGCCACUGUAAGCGGGUCAUGGAUCCAACACAGCCAUGCAGAAGGACUCCUAUGGAGCAGCCACUGAGCACACUCAACAUCCACAAGUAUCUCAAGCUGAUGGAGGCACCUAUUGUGACUGAAGUUGCUGCGGAUCCUGAGAAGGUUUCAACAGUUCACUUGCAGCUUGGCCUACCCCUGGUGUUCAUCCUCAGUCAGAAAGAGACCUAUGAGGCUGACCGCAGAACUGCAGAAUUUGUUGCAUGGCAGCUGCUGGGGAGAGCGGGCGUUGCGCUUUUGGCAAGGGACUCCUUGGGUCUGAAUGUCCUUCUCCAGUCUAACGUUGCUCUGAAGACAGCAGAGGAGGGUGUGCCCAUCAAGUACCUGGUUUUGGAGGAUACCGAUGAAAUUAUUGCCCUCGUGGAAAAUAAGCUGAAACAAUUCCAGGAGUACGAGGAGGAAGAAGACGAGGAAGAAAAAGAGAAUAGUGAUAAAGAUGUGCAAGAUGACCAGGUGGUAGAGGCCAUUCACAGAGACCGGAAGAGAGAACUCCCUUUAGACCUCAUCCGAACCCUGACGGAGGAGACGUUUCACCCGGCCCUGACCGAGACUGGCCACACAGCGGUGCUGUUCUAUGCCAGCUGGGAAGCCGUGUCUCUAGCAACGCUGCAGUCCUAUGUGGAGGUGGCCAUGGAACUGAAAGGAACCUCAGGAGUUUCCCUUGCCAGGGUGAACUGCUGGGACUGGCCUGGUGUCUGUGCAAAGCAGAAUGUCACCCAAUUCCCUGUUGUAAAGAUCUAUGAGAAGGGCGAGAGACCACUGACCUACGGCGGCAUGCUAGGGACAGAAGAUCUGCUCAGGUUCAUCAUGCUGAGCAGAGUGUCCUGCCCUUUGAAGCUGGCGUCAGCCGCAGCUGUGGAAGGAUACUUAAGAGGGGAACUCCUCGCUGAGCUGUUGCCGUAUCACACCAUCUCUGUUUUGGGACUGUUUACGCCCAGCAUGAAAGAAGCCAGAGAAGCAUUUAUCGAAGCAGGAGCCAUCCUAAAAGGAUAUGUCACAACAGGAUUGUAUUAUGGAGAUGAUGCUUCGGUUCUAUCCAGUAAAUACAACGCGCCUCUCCCAGCACUGCUGUUUGCUCGUCAUGAAGAAUGCAGCAUAGACCCUGUCCUGCUCUCCAGACUGACACCACAGGAGAUUGCUCAGACCAUCAGAUACCAAUUACUGGAAACAUUCCCAGAAAUUACCGUGGAAAACCUGCCCGCGUACUGGAGCCUGGGACGUCCCUUACUCAUCCUGUUCAGUGACGGCGAUCUUGGCCCAUGGGACAGGAAUGAAAUGCUGCGUUUGGGGAGGGGAAGCGACCGCGAGGCAUUCCUCGCCUGCUGGCUUAACCUCCAGAGGACUCCAGUUGGCCGGGGGAUCCUGAAGGCCUACUUCAGCACCCUGCCUCCUUUGCCUCUUCUUGCCUGGGUGAACCUUCAUGCCGGGGGCGAGGUAUUUGCAUUCCCUCCAGACCAGCCCGUCACCCAGAGCAAUGUCUUGUCUUGGCUCGAGAAGUGCAGAGCAAGUCUUCAGCUUCCCAGCACCACCUUGUCUGAUGCACCCUGGACGCCGCCUCUGCCCGCGUACAAUUUUCUGCGCAUGAUAGAGUCCACACUGCCCGAGUUCACCCUGCACACCGCAUAUGGCCGAGGAGACCCGCCCGGGCCAUGGCAGGCGGAGGCUGCGGAAGAGAAGGCACCUGUCAGGGAGGAGCAGGCCGAGGAGCCAAGAGCAGAGGCAGAGGAGGGCCAGCCACCUGGGAGAGACCUGCGUGGGACAGUCCCGAGGCUGGUGGGGAGGGAGAGGCAGGUGAAGAGACAUGCUGAGCUGUGAGGGGUGGGAUCGGGGAGGCGCGGUGUGAGCGUUUCCUCCCAUGCCAGCCUGCCGUUGACUUCACUGGAGGGUGUCUGCAGAACCAGAGGGGACACAGCAUGGUUGGGGACAGCUGCGCUCAAGGGAGUGACCUGCCGUGGGCUCCUGUGUGAAGCUGGCCUGCAGGGUGCAGGGGGUGCUGUUCAGCGCCUCGGUGACAGCCGUUCCAGUCCAGCAAGCCUGCCAGCCCUCAGCCGUGGGGAUGGCCAGGGCACCAGCCCCUGGGAUCCCGGGGGGCAUUGCAUUUGUAACCCUGCCGGGGGGGCUGGACAGACAAAUGUCUAUCGCCAUGUCAGUGAUGCUCAACCAAGGUGCCACGAUCCUUUUGGGGGUUC